UUUGUCUUAUACAUUCACCUUAAGUUUUGGACAUUUCACCAUGUUUAACAUCUGACAACAUAACAAUAUAAAUAACAGAAAAUCACAAAAAGCAGAGUAUGUCCCCUUUAAGUUCAUAUGGUGGACGCUCCCAACUCCUACAACUCCUACUCCCAACUCCACUGUACACUACAGGUAGUGUACAAUGGCCUUUUAGAGCUUUUUCUCUGAAAACAGCUGCCUGCUGCGGCUCAAAAUAACGCCAUGAGACCGCUAAGAGUGAACCAAAACAGUAAAGUUGUGGGUCGUAAAACAAAAAUAUGCUGAAAGACUCUAAAAUGCUGAGGGGAACUGCGGAGUCAGGUUCUUUAUUCUAUGAGUGACCGAGACAGCACCUCGGCCUCCCAAACAGAGGGGGAAUUUGAGGAGGAGAUGGACGGAGAGAUGGAUGGAGAGAUGGACGGAGAGAUGGAUGGAGAGAUGGAUGGAGAGAUGGAUGGAGAGUUGGAAGGGGAUGGAGAAAUAGAUGAGAAACAGAGGGACAGUCCGGUCCCCAGUCUGUCCAGCUUCUCCUCCUCUCUGCGCGCCGUCAUACGCAUCAAACAGAAGUACAAGGCGAUGAAGAUGCGGCGCCAGGAGAUGGUCCUGGGGCUGGCAGGAGCCGGGGUCGUCGCAGGAGCCCCAGCACGCACCAGCCCCAAAAUCUUCACCUUCGACGCACUCACCCCGUCCGCCUUCCCCACCCUGACGUCCUCGGUACCUCAGAGGAAAAAGAAGAGAAGGAGGAGGCGGGUGUUGUUUCCUAACAGGGGAGGAUGCAGGGCGCCACCGAAGCCGGCGCCCAGCCGAGCCAAAUACUGUCUUUACCUGCUCUUCGCCAUCGUCUUUAUCCAGGUGUACAACGCCAUAGAGAACCUAGAUGACCACGUUCUCAGAUAUGACCUGGAGGGCCUCGAGAAGACGCUGAGGAGGGAGGUGUUUGGGCAGCAGGGAGCGGUGGAGGGUCUGCUGUCCCAUCUGAAGGACUACCUGUCCACCUACGUCCACAACAAGCCCCUCGUGGUGUCCCUGCACGGCCCCAGCGGAGUGGGCAAGAGCCACCUUGGACGCCUCCUGGCCGGACACUUCCGCUCCGUAGUGGGGGACACGCUGGUGCUGCAGUACUACGUCCUCCACCACUGUCCCCAGGAGGCCGACGCCCCGCAGUGCGCCCGCAACCUGUCCACCCUCAUCUCAGAGAUGGUCGAACGAGCCGAGGAGGAGGAGAAGAUCCCGCUCUUCAUCUUCGAUGAGGCCGAGCACAUGCACAACGAGAUCCUGGACGAGCUGUGGGAGCUCGUGGCCUCCAAACAGUCCAACGAAUACCUGAACGCUAUCUACCUGUUCCUCAGCAAUCUGGGUCACGCGCACAUCACCAAACAUAUGCUACACAACUCCUCGAGUAUCUCUAUGUCAAUGUCAGCGACCAUUCGCCAUAGCAACCUAGUAAAAGAGCUGACUCCAGUAUUACGCAACACUCUGGAGAAGCUUCACCAGCUGUGGACAGAGGCGGACAUCUUACCUCUGGGCCUGUUGGAGAAAGGUCACGUGAUGGAGUGUUUCCUGGAUGAAAUGACUCGAGAGGGGUUCUACCCGGAUCAUACCAGCAUAGAGCGCCUGGCGGGGGAGAUCGAAUAUCAUCCCGCCGUCGGGGGUCACCAGUAUUCUCUCACAGGCUGCAAACAAGUGGUGGCUAAAGUCAACCUGCUGUGAGAUCGUCUGCAGGAAAUGUUUGGAUGCUUCACAUUCUUUCAACCAUGAAGAAACUGUGUGUUUGUGUGUUUGUGUGUGAGAGGAGCGAGUGAAGUUGGACGGUUAUGAAACUUGAAUGAUGCAACACGGAGCCAAAGUUUAGCAAGAGUUUAAAAAAAAAAAUAAAUAAAUAAAGGGGUUUGUUAAAACAGAUAAAGGACGAUGAGGACGUCCGGCUCUGUUGUGGGAAGUAGCGUGCAUCCUGUGAAGAGGUUUGAAAACAGUCUUUAAAGGGUCGGUUCACCUUAAAUACAAAAAAACUGACAAAUUCAAUGUCCACUUACUAGCAGAACUUGCAGAACUUUCAAGCUCCUCUCACAGUUUUCCUCAGCAGAUGGAGUUUGAUCAGUUAAUUUGUUUUUUUGGAUCAAUGUUUUUAAAAAUAAAGAGUGUUCUCCAGAACUUUCAACCACCUCUCAGAGUUUUCCUCAGCAGAUGUAGUUUGAUCAGUUGUUGUGGAAUUAAUUUUUUUUUUUUUUUU
This is a messenger RNA of Thunnus maccoyii (southern bluefin tuna), 2251 nucleotides long. It is a transcript of the gene tor4aa, whose product is annotated as torsin family 4, member Aa. NCBI's taxonomy places the organism in Eukaryota, Metazoa, Chordata, Actinopteri, Scombriformes, Scombridae. The transcript is spliced from 3 exons. Gene Ontology annotation, cellular component: nuclear envelope; endoplasmic reticulum lumen. The coding region runs from base 355 to 1731 and encodes 458 amino acids. The record is from RefSeq and is a predicted model, not a curated record. Gene Ontology annotation, molecular function: ATP binding; ATP hydrolysis activity.